GUUUGUUAAAGAACUACUGGAAAAGAAAUAUCCAAGGGUACAGCCUAUAAUAACCCCCCGCUUUGGCCCUUCCUGUACAGAGGAUUUGCUGUGUGCACUUGGCGAUUUAGCACAGGCUCGUGAUCUCCAUGUGCAGAGUCACAUAAGUGAGAAUGAAGAAGAAGUCAAACUUGUGGAGAACCUGUUUCCUGCCUACCAGAAUUACACUGAAUUGUAUGAUAAAAACAAGCUGCUUACCAGCAAGACAGUGAUGGCACAUGCCUGUUAUCUUUCUGAAGAAGAGCUGAAACUUUUUAGUCUUCGUGGAGCUGCAAUCUCACAUUGCCCCAAUUCUAAUUUUUCGAUGCGCAGCGGUGUCUUAAAUGUGCAGAAGGUCUUGAAACACAACGUGAAGCUUGGCCUUGGCACAGAUGUUGCCGGUGGAUACUCAGCUUCUAUGCUUGAUGCCAUCAGGAGAACAAUGAUGGCAUCUAAUAGCCUUCAGAUCAAUAAAGUGAAUGAAGCAGGGCUGACUCUUGAAGAAGCUUUUCGACUAGCCACUUUAGGAGGAAGCCAAGCCCUAGGGCUAGACGACAUGAUUGGAAACUUCGAGGUUGGCAAAGAAUUUGAUGCACUGCUAAUCAACACGAAGGCUUCAGACAGCCCUUUUGACUUGUUCUCCGCUGAUAAUUUUGAGGACACUCUCCAGAAGUUCCUGUACCUAGGUGAUGAUCGGAAUAUUUCUGAAGUGUAUGUGGCUGGAAAGCAAGUGGUUCCUUUUUCAAGUUCAGUAUAAAUCCAUUUCCCUUUUGCAGAAUAUUCUGCUGAUCAUUCU
Tauraco erythrolophus (red-crested turaco) is the source of this 814-nucleotide messenger RNA. The record is from RefSeq and is a predicted model, not a curated record. Lineage: Eukaryota; Metazoa; Chordata; Aves; Musophagiformes; Musophagidae.